Saccharomyces eubayanus is the source of this 1419-nucleotide messenger RNA. RefSeq names its product Pub1p (gene PUB1). Gene Ontology annotation, molecular function: mRNA binding. The transcript has a single exon. Gene Ontology annotation, biological process: regulation of mRNA stability; nuclear-transcribed mRNA catabolic process, nonsense-mediated decay; cytoplasmic stress granule assembly. NCBI's taxonomy places the organism in Eukaryota, Fungi, Ascomycota, Saccharomycetes, Saccharomycetales, Saccharomycetaceae. Bases 1 to 1419 code for a protein of 472 amino acids. The record is from RefSeq and is a predicted model, not a curated record. Gene Ontology annotation, cellular component: cytoplasmic stress granule.
AUGUCUGAAAAUAACGAAGAACAACAACACCAACAACAACAACAACAGGAGCCCGUUGCUGUUGAAACCCCUUUAGUAACUGAAGUUUCAACUUCAGCAGACCCAUCCGCUGAGCAGAACGUCUCUAGUGAAGGAAACUCUGAACAAGUUGACGAUGAACAAGGUGAAAACGAUCCUUCUGUAGUUCCUGCUAAUGCUAUCACUGGUGGUAGAGAAACUUCUGACAGAGUCUUGUAUGUCGGUAACUUAGACAAAGCUAUUACCGAAGACAUUUUAAAGCAAUAUUUCCAAGUCGGUGGUCCAAUUGCCAAUAUUAAGAUUAUGAUUGAUAAGAACAAUAAGAAUGUCAAUUACGCCUUUGUUGAAUACCACCAAUCUCAUGACGCUAAUAUUGCCUUGCAAACGUUAAAUGGCAAACAAAUUGAAAACAAUGUUGUCAAGAUCAACUGGGCUUUCCAAUCCCAGCAAAGCUCCUCCGAUGAUACAUUUAACUUAUUCGUUGGUGAUUUGAACGUUAAUGUCGAUGAUGAAACUUUAAGAAACGCCUUCAAAGAUUUCCCAUCUUAUUUGAGUGGCCAUGUUAUGUGGGAUAUGCAAACUGGUAGUUCAAGAGGUUACGGUUUUGUUUCCUUCACUUCUCAAGAUGAUGCUCAAACUGCCAUGGACAGUAUGCAAGGUCAAGAUUUGAACGGUAGACCACUAAGAAUCAACUGGGCUGCUAAGCGUGAUAACAACAACAGCAACAACAACAACAACAACAACAACAAUAACAACAACAAUACUAAUAACUACCCACAACGUCGUAACUACGGCAAUAACAACCGUGGUGGCUUCCGUCAAUAUAACAACAACAACAACAAUAACAACAUGAACAUGGGGAUGAACAUGGGGAUGAACAUGAACAUGAACAGCAACAGAGGUAUGCCACCAAGUUCAAUGGGCAUGCCAAUGGGCGCUAUGCCAUUGCCAUCUCAAGGCCAACCUCAACAAUCCCAGACCAUUGGUUUACCACCUCAAGUAAAUCCACAAGCGGUCGACCAUAUCAUCAGAAGUGCUCCACCAAGAGUCACCACUGCUUAUAUCGGUAACAUUCCACACUUUGCCACUGAGGCUGAUUUAAUUCCAUUGUUCCAAAACUUCGGUUUCAUUCUAGAUUUCAAGCACUACCCAGAAAAGGGAUGUUGUUUCAUAAAAUAUGACACCCACGAACAAGCUGCUGUUUGUAUUGUUGCCUUGGCCAACUUCCCAUUCCAAGGUAGAAACUUGAGAACUGGUUGGGGUAAGGAAAGAUCAAACUUCAUGCCACAACAACAACAGCAACAAGGUGGUCAACCACUGAUAAUGAAUGACCAACAACAACCAGUUAUGCCUGACCAACAACAGCAACAGCAGCAACAGCAACAACAGCAACAACAAUAA